AAGUUACAUCAACUAUUGUUAAUCUGUAGUCACGCUUGUUGGCCCAGACGAAAGCACGCGAGGGGGACUUAAUGUGGGAGGAAACCGGAGUAUCCGGGGAAAACCCACGUACUCUGGUUAUGCAUGAUGAUGACGAUGGUGAUAACUGAUGUAACAACUAUGGGCCGCGGUAUUCAAAAUGGCGACGAGCAUUGUUAGAAAGGUAAUGGAAGACGUCCCGGAAUCGAGUACAACUCUCAUCGGUUGUGUGACGACCCCGAACGAAAUGGCGCCAUCUAUCGUCAAUCUUCUGUGUCGCAUGAUUGAUACGUUCCUCGGUAAAGAGUACGAGCUUUGUAUCAAGUUGUGUGACCCUUUACUGGACAUAACAUGGGAGAAACUAAACACUGGGCACUGGAAGGACGUCCAUCUUUGCUGGCGACACACAUACUCGCUCAUAUCACUGCUGAAGGGCGUGAGUCAGGUAGCCAUAGCAACCAGUUGUAUAGACUAUACCGGAAGUGACGAACACAAGGACAAUCUGGCAAGCUGUAUUAAAACUUUUGAUAUGGGUCUUUUAAUGGGGGCACCUAUUUUUGGGAACAUUCUUUCUAAGAUGUCGCUACAUGUUCAUGAUUGGUUGGGUGCAAAUAUGAUUUCGGAAGGGUCAUCUUUGGAUUGGUCAUUUCAAACCGGUAAGUAUUUGACAAAUGAAAGUGAUUCUGAAUCAAGUCGAUUGUUUGAAUCUGAUUAUCAUUACUCUGAAGGCAAUGAAAGUCCAAAGAGACAAAAGAUGGAACCUAACAUUGAAAUAGAUACGAAGAACGGAAUUAAGCGAGUUAGCUGCCCUUCCAUGGAGCUCUUUCGAAAAGAGUAUUUGUAUACAAAGCAACCGGUGAUUAUAACAAAUGCAAUGAGCCAUUGGCCGGCUAUGAACAAUAGGAGAUGGUCUCUUAAUUACCUCCGGAAAAUAGCCGGCUAUAGAACGGUUCCGAUAGAAAUAGGCUCGAAGUAUACAGAUGACAAAUGGACCCAGAAAUUAAUGACAGUUAGUGAAUUCAUAGACCAAUUUCUCACAAUAGAAACGUCAAAUGUGAAGACUGACAAAGGUUCAAGGUUGAAACAGGACGAACCCAUCGGAUAUUUAGCUCAACAUCAACUUUUUAAUCAAAUACCAGAACUACAGGACGACAUUGUGAUACCCGAUUAUUGUCUCCUGGGCGGAACCGGAAGUGAGUAUUCUAAUACAAGCGAUGAGGACGUUGAGGAUGUUGAUAUCAAUGCUUGGUUCGGACCAAAGGGAACGAUAUCUCCUCUUCACCACGACCCAAAAGAGAACUUCCUUGCUCAGGUUGUUGGUCGUAAGUACAUUCGACUGUAUUCUGAGGCCAUGACUCCUUAUUUAUACCCACAUGAUGGUUUCAUGGACAACACUAGUCGGGUUGAUGUGGAAAAUCCUGAUUACGUGACUUUCCCGCGCUUUAAGAACGCCACCUACCAGGAUUGUGUUCUGAACGAAGGAGAAAUGCUCUUCAUCCCACGGAAGUGCUGGCAUUUUGUGAAAUCUCUGUCAGUUAGUUUUUCUGUCAGUUUCUGGUGGAAGUAAAUCUAUUGUAUCGAA
Pecten maximus is the source of this 1600-nucleotide messenger RNA. Its product is annotated as bifunctional peptidase and arginyl-hydroxylase JMJD5-like. Gene Ontology annotation, cellular component: nucleus. Gene Ontology annotation, molecular function: histone H3K36 demethylase activity. The record is from RefSeq and is a predicted model, not a curated record. The transcript is spliced from 2 exons. Bases 179 to 1585 code for a protein of 468 amino acids. NCBI's taxonomy places the organism in Eukaryota, Metazoa, Mollusca, Bivalvia, Pectinida, Pectinidae.